UAUGGUUCAAAGCUAUGUCAUAGCUAGCUUUGUUUUACCCGCUUGGUAUGAUAAGGCAGACAAAGGUAUCCGACAUUGGUAUACAAUUCAUUCCUUUCAUUUAUUAUCGUAUCACAAAAAUGCUGGAAAUUGGUUUGGGAGUUAUAUUUGUGGGUAAUUCCGGUACGCAAAUUUGCGAUUUUGGCAUCAGAUUUAGGGUUUUGUAGGAACUGUUUAGCAAUCUUUUGUAGAUUCGGGAAUCUCGUGGGCCGAUUUUGGUUCUUCCUGUUGAAGAAUAAUAGCAUUUUAUGGUUGCAUUUGUGGCCAUGGAGAGGAAGAAAUCCAAACGAAAAUUGCUAGUUAAUUAACUCUGCAUGGGCAAUUUCAGGCAUGAAUUGGCUUGAAAGAUGGAAAUGUGGAUGGUUGUAGCGGCUGCAGGGUCUGGGUAUUUAGCCAAUUAUUGGAACAGGGCUAACAGAAACAAGGAUCUAACCGAUGACGGAAAUUUGGGACCUACACUUAGAACAAGAAACAGAACAAGAAAUGCUCCGAAUUCUUCUACAUGUCAGGUAGAGGAUAAUGCAAAUCCUAAUAAGUUUGGGAUUAUUGGAGGAGCCUUUUCUUUGUUAUCAUCGGAGGAAGAACAAUCCAAUGCUUUCUCUAAGUCGCAAGUUAUGGAAAAUGAAGCUGCCCACUUCGACAGCAAACCUGGUCUGGCAAAUGGUAAAGAUCCAUCGGGGGAAAGAAUAAAGCAGCAAGAGAUUCUCCAGGAAAGUCAUUUUGGAGAAAAUCCUGAUAUGCUUGCAAACAAUUUUGUCGGCGAAUUUGGCUUUGGGAGAAGAUAUGGUUCUUGGAAAAGAGGAUCCUCUUCGUUUAGAGGUAGAGGAAGGGUUUUAAGGGCGGCGAUUAAUAAGCCUAUGUCUUCCCUCGAAAGCUGUCUUGUUAAUUAUGAAAUUAGCGAUAGUAGUUGCAUCUCAUGUGGAAGGCAAAGGACAAGGCAACGGCAAAGGCCUCUUCUUGUUACAGAUGGGAAUAAGAUAGUUAGUAGGGGAGCAGGGAUUUCUCCUCUGCUGCUUCCAAUACCCGGUUCAGAUUGUGGACAUUCUUGUCAUAAUGACAUAAACGGUGAUGGACCUGAGCCUGCCCCUACAACUGGACUUCCUUCUUUAAGAAAAUCCAGUCAAAGUUCAAGGAAUGCAGGUAUGACGAAGAGAAGAAAAACGUGUGGAUAUAAUUCGUCAACAUUAUCUGCUUUCGAAUCCAACAAGCAUUUCCCAUUUCAAGAUACAUCUGCAGGCUAUCUUUUGGUUUGUUUUGGAGUUGGCAUUGGCAUAAUGUCCACAGUCAUGUCAAGCAGGAGGGAAAUGGAGAGGUUAACUUGUUUGCUGAGGCAAAGAGAAGAAUUGGUUGAGGAUCUAGAGGAAGAGCUAGAGAUGCGAGGUUCGUGGUCUGUGAAAGACCUCACUGAUGAUGCCCGUAUUUGUUUAGAAACCUGGCGAAAUCCCUUGGGUAAAAAACAAGGGCAGAGUGAUGCUUCUCUUGAUGCCUUGUCAAAUGAGGCCUGUGAGGUUGAUGGGAGAGCUUCAGUUAGAGACCCUGACAAAAAAAUGGAGAACAUGACCAGUGUUGAAGCAGAGCUUGAAGCCGAGUUGGAGAAACUGGAAUUCAACUUGCAUUCUUCCAAGCACCAGAGAAAAUUUCCUGGAAUCAAUGAGAUUGAUCCAGAUUGUAUUGCUGAUGUUGUUAAUGGAGAACUGAGAGAGGAUGGCCUCAUGCGUAAUGCAGAAUCAGAAGAAGAUAAUAGCUCUUUAAUACAUGAUGAAUUUAAUACAGGAAACUAUUCUGUUUCCCCAAGGGAUUUGGAAAGACGCUUGCAUGAGGUUAUAAUAUCAAGGCUUCAGGAUCGCAUCAUAGAGCUUGAAACAGAACUUAAAGGUACUCGAACUAAAUUGCAGGCAGUGAGAUUAGGUCAGAAGCAAUCAAAUGAGCUGAGUCAAACUUCCCAAUCCUUAAAUUCAGAUCCUGAGGUGCUCACCAGAACAUCUGGUUUUUUGAAAAAUCAAAUUUACCUUCCAGCAGACAAGAAGAAUUCCUCAAAAGAAUAUUUGAAGAUGCCAAUUAAUCAGGAGAAAAUUGACAAGCUUUUGAUUAAAGAAUUAUUGGAAGGAACUCCAACUGGUGAUGGAAUAGGGUCUCAAACACUGAACUUGACCAAGGUUGGCUGUGAAGAUUUCAACCUACAGAACAUUGAUGUUGAAGACUCAAACGAAACUAAAAAUCUGCCUCUCUUUUUAUCUCUUUCAGGAGAUGCUUUAUCUGCUUACACUGAAGCUUAUGACGAGUUAAUGAAAAUGACACUAGAGAAAGGUACUAAUAUGUUUGCCUCUGCUGAUGUUGAGGAUGCCCAACUUUCAAAGCAGUCAGUUUCAGUUGAUAGUUGUCACUGCUAUGGGGGGAGUGAAUCACAACAAGAAGAUGGUAAGUGCUUUUUACACCUUGAGCGAUAUCCAUCACUCUCUACUAAUUUUUGGAAUGCAGGUGGUCAAAAUGCAUGUUUCUCCCAAGGAAGUUCUUGUGUGAGUGGGCUUCAAAGUUUCACAUCUCCAAAACAAAUGGAUUUGGAAUUCGAGGGGAUUGCCUUGAAGAGUUCAUAUUUUCCUGACAAUGUAGUUGAAGAUACUUCUGGAAGUACGCCAUGUUCAUUAAAGUUUGUGGAUACAAAUGAUUUGAUAAAUAUUGAUUGUGAUCAUUACAAAUCUGUGGGCAUGAAUGUAGCUACAGAACCAGAAAAAGUCAUGGUAAAUAUGGAUACUUUGUGCAGGACAGAUGGAUCAAGUUCUACCAGAGUGAGCAAUCUGGAGGGAUCUCAAUUGCCAAUGCCUUCUGCACACCAGACUUGUACUGGAGGAAAAGAGCAACCAAGUCAGCUUCUGGAUGCUUUGCCUACAGUGAGCACAUCUGUACUUGAUAAAACAAGAUUUCAGGGUAUCAUUGGAACAGAGGAAGCAUUAGAAGGUGAUGCAGGUAAAGGCUCGUGUCAUCAACUAUGCAAGAUACCUGGUUCUUUACCAACUUUAUCUGAUAAUGUAAGUCCAACAUCAGAUGAAUCUGACUACUCCUCUGAAGCUGAUGACCAGUUAGGCACAUUGCUAAUAAAGCGUAUUGUUGAGAAGAUUAGGCAAGGAUGUCCUAGUGUUCAAGAAGCAGAAAGUAUGCUAGCUUCAUUGGAUUAAAAUGGCUAAGAAACUUUGAGGAUGAUUGUUGGAGAUGCUAUUUUCAAGCAUUCAAUGCCAAAAAUCAUGAAGCUAUAUUUCAGACUAGGAACAAGGGCUAAACAUGGGAUAAUGCAUUUAAAGUUUGAAGGCUUGGAACCUCUUAAUUGCCCUACAUGAGAAUCAUCUGUACCAGUUAGAGUGGGUAAAAGUUAAGCAAGUUUUGUAAGCCAAAUAGAAGUUUGUAAAACAUGACAGACAUGAGAUUCAAUCUAAAGAGCUAUUCAUUAAUACUAAACCAUUGUCAUAAAUGAUUCUGUAAAGGUGAUACGAGUUUAUAAAGAAUGUUACUGGAGGAAUCUAUAAAUUGUUUUGUUGCUGGUUUUGUCGGAUACACGUUGACUAUGACAGACAUCUGGUGUCUGUAAAAGAAAUUUUGUUCUUGGAAGAAUGUGUUCUAUUUUUAA
Cryptomeria japonica (Japanese cedar) is the source of this 3658-nucleotide messenger RNA. RefSeq lists its product as uncharacterized. The record is from RefSeq and is a predicted model, not a curated record. Gene Ontology annotation, biological process: asymmetric cell division. The coding region runs from base 387 to 3212 and encodes 941 amino acids. The transcript has 4 exons. Lineage: Eukaryota; Viridiplantae; Streptophyta; Pinopsida; Cupressales; Cupressaceae.